AUGGCUACCAUCUCCGUAUCUCCUUUCCCCGACGUGGAGAUCCCCUCCACCGACCUCUGGUCGUUUCUCUUCGAGCGUUCAGAUCGGCCGUAUCCACACUCCCAUCCCCUCUUCGUCGACCCUCUCACCAACCGUAGCCUCUCCUUCCAACUAAUCCGCCAACGCGCCCUCCACUUCGGCCACCACCUCCAAUCCAAAUGGUCCUGGCAACCGGGCGACGUGCUCGUCGUCUUCGCCCCGAAUGCCAUUGACCUGCCCCCCGCUGAUCUGGGCUAUCGCGCCGAAGAACUACGCCAUCCAUUGAUCGAUGCAGCCGCCAAAGCCAUCGUCACCACCACCGCGCAAGUCUCCAUCGUAUACGAAGCCAUUGACCGCGCCGGCCUCUCCCGCGACCGUGUCAUCCUCCUCGAUCAACUAGAUCCACUAUGGGCGACUAUCAAAGACACAGACUACGUCGCACCGCAUCGUCCCCCGAUCCAGAACCCUGAAAAAGACCUCUCCUUCCUGGUCUACUCCUCCGGAACGACCGGUCUACCUAAGGGCGUCAUGCUCUCGCACCGCAACAUGGUCGCGAACAUGGUGCAAAGUGCCGUUGCCGAGCAGGGCCAGCUGUCUGGAACCAAGAUCGCAUUCUGGGCAUUUUGCCGAAUCGGCUUCCUCCUCAACUACACCAUCUACAGCGGCGUACCCAUGUACGUCCUCCCGCGCUUCCAAUUCCCCUCGUUCUGCGAUACCAUCCAGCGUCAUCGCAUCACAUACGCUUAUGUCGUGCCUCCUGUUAUCCUGGAGCUGGUCUCCAACGCUGCCACUAAGAACUACGACCUUUCCUCCUUGCGCAUGGUGGUAUUUGCUGCGGCACCACUAGCUGUGAAUUUGAUCCACGCUGCGAAGCAGAAGUUAGGUCUUGUGGUUCGUCAGGCAUACGGGAUGAGCGAGUGUGCGCCUGCUAUUCAUUUCCAGACCUGGUCCGAAGCCCACACCCACCCCGGCUCCGUCGGGCGACUCAUCCCCAACAUGACAGCCAAAUACCACCCUAUCCACGACGGAGAUAAUAAAGAGAAAGAACUCUGGGUGAAGGGCCCCAAUGUCUUCCUCGGGUACCUGAACAACCCCACCGCGAAUAAGGAAUCCUUUUCCGAAGACGGAUACUACAAGACUGGGGAUGUGGGGUACGAGGAUGAUGCGGGGAACUUUUAUAUCACCGAUCGCGUCAAGGAGUUGAUUAAGUAUAAUGGUUUUCAGGUCGCGCCGGCGGAGUUGGAAGGGAUUGUUCUGGGGCAUCCGGGUGUGAAGGAUGUGGGUGUUGUCGGGGUGAAGAGUGGGUUGGCGGGGAGUGAGUUGCCGAGGGCUUAUGUUGUUGUCAAGGGGGAUAAGGAGAUCGUGGAGUUCGUGGAGAAGAGGGUUAUUGGGUAUAAGAGGUUGAGGGGGGGUGUCGGGUUCGUGGAAAGUAUUCCGAGGAAUCCGUCGGGGAAGAUUUUGAGGAGGGAGUUGAAGAAGUUGGAGAGGGAGGCCAAAUUGUGA
Aspergillus neoniger CBS 115656 is the source of this 1521-nucleotide messenger RNA. RefSeq names its product luciferase. Gene Ontology annotation, molecular function: CoA-ligase activity. Bases 1 to 1521 code for a protein of 506 amino acids. Gene Ontology annotation, biological process: secondary metabolic process. The transcript is spliced from 6 exons. NCBI's taxonomy places the organism in Eukaryota, Fungi, Ascomycota, Eurotiomycetes, Eurotiales, Aspergillaceae. The record is from RefSeq and is a predicted model, not a curated record.